Pseudogymnoascus verrucosus is the source of this 1409-nucleotide messenger RNA. RefSeq lists its product as uncharacterized. The record is from RefSeq and is a predicted model, not a curated record. The coding region runs from base 1 to 1284 and encodes 427 amino acids. The transcript is spliced from 2 exons. NCBI's taxonomy places the organism in Eukaryota, Fungi, Ascomycota, Leotiomycetes, Thelebolales, Thelebolaceae.
AUGGUCGGGCAUUUCCAAUUUCCCCCAUGGGGUUCACCAUUUCUGGAUGCAGGCCACACAAACACACCCUCCUCAUCCUGGCAUUCUGAGCGUGGACUAAGCCCGCACAUGAGAGAGCUUGACCACACCGUGCACAACCCAACCGCAGACCAGCUCGCGGAAACACUCAAAGUAAUCAUGAUGACGAAUGGAGCCCGCGAGCCUCUCCCAGCAGAGUACAACUCAUGUAUCAUGCAGGUGCUCGAGGGGUAUAGCACCCAUCGCCUUGAACUCCAGACGAAGAUAAAGGAGCUUGAGGAGGCGAAGAAGGAGAAAGAGGAGACAGCUACGGAGCUUUGGCAGAAGACGCUGGAGUGGAAGGAAGAAGAGAGUCGGUACAAGACGGAACUUAAGAAGUUGGAGGUUAUACUGGCUAAGACGCCACGGGGUAUGGAGCUGGUGGCCAUGGCGAGGUCGCAGAGUGUUGUACGCAGAAACAAAAAGAAGGCCGAGGUGAAGAAAGCGGCAGACAAGGGACAAGUGAACAAACUAGAUGGCGAGUAUGUUCCGAGACGUCUAAGACCAGGCUUCAAUAUUUUAUUGCCUAACUAUGCAGAGAAGAAAGAUGCUGCCACAACCAAGUCAUUCAUGCCACACUACCGUCAAAACUCUCUCUCCAUGGGAUUUGGUUCCGUGUCCCUGCCAAGGCCACAACUGGAAGAAGUCGAAGAACCUACAAAGGAAAAGGGGAAAAGGUCGAUGCUGGGAAAACUCACCCAUGCCGGAAAGAAGAGCGCACUUCGCCUUUUCCACGGUGGUCAUUCACCCAAGAAAACCUCUGAGGAGUCCGCCGACAAGUCGCCGAAGAAGUCACCCAAGAAGUCUUCGCCCAAAAAGAAAAAGAACGAAGACAUCGCGCCACACAACUACGAGGAUCAGAUGCGUAUCAGUGACUUCAACCUUCACCAAAAUGCCAUACACAGCACUCGGAGCCUCUGGGGACACUUUGGCCGUAGCCCGAACGUUAACCUAGCAUCCAAGGAUGCUGAGGUUGCUCGAAGCGCCCCUACUGGUCCACCGAAGCUGAAAUCGCCAAAGAAACUGAAACACAAAGCCAGUCUAUUUGACUUCGAGAAAUCACCAAGGAAACUAAAGCACAAAGUCAGUGCCAUUGAUCUCGAGAAAUCACCAAGAAAACUGAAGAACAAAGCCAGUGCGAUUGACAUUGAGACGGCAGCUGCCGCAGCCAGGGCAGCCACGAGAAGAACGGCAUGGCUAUUGCCAGAGGACGACGAGAGUAACUAGGACUAUGCUUAAUCAGAUGUGGAGAGGGAGAGAUGUUGAAGUACUGUACGAAAUAUACCCAGGAUGGAGGGGGCUGAGGAUGAUGCAGGUAGAGACGAUAUCCAAGCAGCUUGACAAAAGGGAAU